This is a messenger RNA of Drosophila gunungcola (fruit fly), 2871 nucleotides long. RefSeq lists its product as uncharacterized. The record is from RefSeq and is a predicted model, not a curated record. Lineage: Eukaryota; Metazoa; Arthropoda; Insecta; Diptera; Drosophilidae. The coding region runs from base 117 to 1298 and encodes 393 amino acids. The transcript has 5 exons.
UUUCUAUGUCUUCUUCUUUUUCGCUCGAUCUGUUCACAUCGCAGUUUCAUUAAAAACGAGAUUGAGGAAAUUGAUUGUUUUUUCUACAAAGAAAUUGUUCAAAAUGGAGAUAUUAAAUGUGUUGGAUUAUCGCAGUGUUUGCAUAUGGGUUUGGUAAACGAUACGGCGUUUUAAUUGCCAAAAUUCAAUGUGCAGCCAAAAUACUGGAAAGGGUGCUUCGCUGGAAUGGGUGCUCCUUUGGGAAAUUGUAUAAAAAGUGGCCCACCCAUACAUACAUCGUUUCUGUAAAGGAACCGAAGAAAAAUAAAAUAGAAAGAUGGUGGGUGCUGGACUGCCAGGUGGGCGACUUCGGGGCCUGGAGCGAGUGUGACAAGAGCUGCGGCACUGGGAUGAUGACCCGCAACCGCCAGAUCUUGCAGGCGGCCCAAAACGGGGGCAAACACUGCCCCACUUUGCAGCAAAAACGCAGCUGCCAAGGAUACCGCUGCCACGGACAUCACGACAAAAAGAUAUUGCGCGAAAUGGCCCUGCUCCUGCCAGCUGCACUUUCACACAAUCGACAUGUGAAUGAUAGUGGCGACAGCCGGCGAAAUCUGCGCACGCGCUACCGCAACUCCUACAAGCACAGCCAUGAUCAUGAAUACUGUGUGGAAUUCGAAGUAAUCAAAGCCUCCAAGGCCUGCCACAAGCUACCGCCAUAUAAUUUGAUGUUGGAAGGCGAUCGCAUCACGGUGCGCUGUGACCUGGAGGCGUUGAUCCAGGACUCCACCGGCGGCUCAACCACCGCCCGGACACCCCAAGGCCCCGCCGCGCCGCCCACAACCACCACAUCCGUGUCCGGCCAGCGGGCAGCGAACGACCUUGAGGAGGAGCGACAGCAGCAACAGCAGCAGCAUAAGGAGAACAGCAGUGGCAGCGAGGAGGAACUGGAGCCAGAGGCGGAGGCGGAAGAGGAGGAGGAGGAGCAGGAGCAGGAGCAAGAGGAGCAGGACGACCUGCAGAACGCCCUGGACACCAUGGACAGCAAUGAGAGUGCCGAGAGUUACCGCCACCAGCGGCAGUCGCAGUCGCAGUCGCAGAUGCCCCAUUAUCGAAGAAGUGCGGGAAAGCGCAGCGUAGUGCCGGCCACGCCCCCACCCACGCUGGCGCCCACCUACCACUGCCGGGGGGAGGGGCUGGCCGGGCGUACGACACGCUGGAGCGCGCUGCCGGCGCCGUCGUGCCGCGGCAAGUGGCUCCGCCUGACCGUCGGACCGCCCAAGAAGUGCGGCGGCCACGCCCAGUUCACCUUUGUCUAAGGCGCUGCAUCAUCCGGAGAUCGUUUUUUUUUUUCCGUGUAGGUUAUGGUGUACGGCUACCCCGCCCCGCCCAGCCCCUCCCCCCUCCAUCAUAUCAUAUCAUAUCACCCGCCACCACGCCCCCUCAACCGAACGCCCCCUUCACUUCCGGCCCAGACACAAGUACCCCAUCGUAUGUAAGCGUUUAAACAUUAAGCCAGUGGAUUAAGAAGAUCAUAUAGCAUAUGUGUGUGAGGUCAGUGUUUUUUUUUUUUUUGUCUCUCUAGGGAAGCGAUCCGGAAGAUAUAGUCGCACUGCCAGUGAGAUAUAUACAUGGAAUAUUGGGGAUUGACAUGCCAAAAGGCUAAGAACAGACCGCAAUGAGAUAUGAUAUAUGAGAAUUACAAAAAAUUUACAAUUUAUAUAAGUUAAAUCAAGUUUAAUGUAUUAAUUGAUUUUGAUAAAUUUGCACCAAUGGUUUUUAAAAGCACAGCAAGGAAAUAUUAGAGGAUAACCUCAAUUCGCAGUAGAAAAUAUGGCGUGCAUUUAAAAAAGAAAAUUUAAGAGGUACCGGAAAUUGGAAGGAUAAACACAAGUUGCUGGAAGUCACAAACUAUUUUCUUUAGAUUUUAAAAACAAUAUUAAGGCAACAAAAACGGUACCGGAAUACAUAGGUGCAUUUUAACCAACUUAAAUGUUGUUUCAAAAACUCUUAACACUUCUGGAUCACAUUAAGCUUUUUAAACUUUUCCUUAUAUGUAACUUCCACUUUGUAUUAAAAUGGAGAUUGUUUUAUUUUUUUGGUGUUUUUUUGUUUAACGAAAAUGGCUUUUUAAACUCAUUUAAAUAUUUUUUGUAAUUUUCAAUAAUUUAUAACUUAUUUGUCAUUUUCAAAACUUAAGAAUAUAUACGAAUAUCAAAGCAGUGAGUUGCAGCUUUGUAACGCAUAUAUCCGCCAAAUUUCCAUAUUAUACACUUGAACCACGGCUGCUGUGGACUUUCUUCGGAGAGCUUUUCUCUAAGUAGUUUAGGAAACCCCCUCGUUUAAGCAUUAGGGUCUCUGGCCCAACCAACAACUGGAAAUACGCUGGGGGUCCAUGAAGCGCUCAUCUUGGAUCGGAUAAUACUAGAAACUAGAGACUAAGUCAUCAAAUACCGCAUAACAUCGUCGUCAGCGAAUACGGAGUCGGGCUGCGUAGUGACAGAACCUAUAUAUAUGGAUGUGCAUGAGUGUAUCUAAUCGUAUCUAAUCGUUGGUUUCCCGACUUGCCACUGCAAAUUGCCACAUAACUACACUCUGUGUGUAGUGCAAGUGGUUGAGGCCAUGAAGUCAGAUCCCCGACUGGCGGACAACCAUCUGGAGUCGGAAUUAACGUUUGGAACUUAGCAUUAAUCUGGACUUUAGGUACACACGAAUGUCGAAAGUAAUUAAUAAAAUUAUAUUUAAACAAAUAAUGAAAUCAUUCAAUAAAGAACGAGUAUAAUUUUAAAGUAAACCAUUCGACUUUUAUGUUCCGGAGUUUUUACAAUUUUCCAAUCGUGGUUUUCCCACAACUAGUUUGGCGAGAGUUGCAGGCACAUUGUGUUGAAAGAA